This is a messenger RNA of Beta vulgaris subsp. vulgaris (sugar beet), 798 nucleotides long. RefSeq lists its product as uncharacterized. The record is from RefSeq and is a predicted model, not a curated record. Bases 1 to 798 code for a protein of 265 amino acids. The transcript is spliced from 5 exons. Lineage: Eukaryota; Viridiplantae; Streptophyta; Magnoliopsida; Caryophyllales; Amaranthaceae.
AUGCUUCAUCCUCCCGGAGGGUUUCAGCUAGAUUCAGUGGCGGAGCUACACGUGGUCCCUAUUGGUCACGUUGAGCUUAAAGAAGGAUUUUGUUAUCCUGAUGUAUUAUAUGUUCGUAAGAGCCUCUUUGAGCAUUGGAAGGACAAGGAUAAAUCUGUACAAGUCUUUGGUUACCUUCCUAAUGGUGAAAAUUAUAGUGUUUUUAUGGCACAAAGUCUUGGCCCUAUUAUCUCCCAGAUUCCUGAACAAGCUGAGAGAUUACCUGAAUUGCUCAAGUUUCCUGUUGAGGAACGCACCUUCGCAGCUCCUACCGAGCUGACAAGCUCGUAUUCCCAGUCACAAAAGAGGUUAAAGGGACAGGACCCUGAGGUCAUCCUGAACCAUGCUGUCCAGCUAUCCCUGCAGCUUUCCCAGAGUUGCAUAGCUGCCAGGGACAGCUUGCGGACUGUUGCUACCCUUCAGGAUAAGGUGGCUCGUCUGCAAAAGGACAAUUUGAGCCACCAAGCUAAGCUGGAGAGGGAGAAACAGUCCCGGCUGGAUGCUGAGAGCAAGUUAGCUGCUGAGCAAAAAUUAAUGGAGAAAGAGAGGCUGGAAAAAGAUGAGAAGAUAGCUGAGGCCGAGAGAGAAAAUGCACGCCUGGCUGCAGCUGUAAGAGAAGCUGAGGAGAGGGCUUUAGAUAUCCAGGCUGAAGCAAAGAUUAUCGAAACUGCGAAGCUAGCUUUCCUGAUUAAGUUCAAGAAGCUGAUGACAAGGGUGUCAAUUUCUACAUUGACAGAUUCCUCAAGCUGGAUUCUAUGA